UCCGCUAUCGCUCGUCUUUUGCUUUUGAUGAAAUCAGUCAAAUCACAAGCACUUGAGAUUUGAGGAAGUCAGUACUAAACCCUAACGAUUUCCCUUCUCAUAUUUAAUCAACAACGUUUGAUCGAUCCUCUUUUUUGUGAUCGCAAGUAGUUCCUAUACCUCCAUACGUCUCUUUGCCAGCGCUUUCUUGUUCGAUUCUUCUAUAGAAUAGAUUGAGUGAGACUGCUUUUGAAUUUGGGUUUGUGUUGGAUUUUGAGAAUCAUGCUCCUAAUCCUGGAGAUUCAAAAUUGGGAAGAAACUCUAUCAAUUCCCCGACUUUAGUUCUCGUUCCUUCCGGCGCAACUUCAAGUGGCCGGCCUAAUAUUGUUGUUUCUUAAGCUGCGAUCCUGCCUUCUCCUAUCUCUGCCGCGGGGCUCUGAAUCACACCCGAAGAGAUAGGAUAACAGAUGGAGUUUUGCCCCACCUGUGGGAUGAUGUUACAAUUUCAGUUGCCAAACAUGGGUCGCCCUUCUAGGUUCGCCUGCCCAGCAUGCCCCUAUGUUUGUCAUAUUGAUAACAAGGUCAAGAUUAAGAGAAGGCAAGCACUAGUUAAGAAAGAGAUAGAGCCUGUUUUCUCCAAAGAUGACAUGCUAAAGGGAUCUGAAACGGAAGCUACAUGCCCGGCCUGCAACCAUGGAAGGGCCCUUUACCAUCAAAUGCAGGUCCGAUCAGCCGAUGAACCAAUGACAACAUUUUAUUAUUGCUUGAAUGAGAGAUGUAAACACCAGUGGCGUGAAGACUGAAUCUUGUAUUCGCAAUCCUUGCUUCAAUUUUGAUGAUUUUGGGACACCGCUUUUGACACUCGAUCAAUAAGAAUCAUAAUAUGUUUUGUUGUUCUUUUUUCAUCAUAAAUAUCAUAUGCAGUUGCUUAA
Tripterygium wilfordii is the source of this 911-nucleotide messenger RNA. RefSeq names its product DNA-directed RNA polymerase III subunit RPC10-like. NCBI's taxonomy places the organism in Eukaryota, Viridiplantae, Streptophyta, Magnoliopsida, Celastrales, Celastraceae. Gene Ontology annotation, molecular function: nucleic acid binding; DNA-directed RNA polymerase activity; zinc ion binding. The record is from RefSeq and is a predicted model, not a curated record. The transcript has 5 exons. Gene Ontology annotation, cellular component: RNA polymerase III complex. Gene Ontology annotation, biological process: termination of RNA polymerase III transcription; DNA-templated transcription. The coding region runs from base 447 to 782 and encodes 111 amino acids.